AUGCGGCCCAUAGGGAGCACUGACCCCAAUGCAGCCGAUCUGGGUGCUGCUGGGCGCCGGCCCAACCGCACCCUCCCCGGGGACUUCGAGGGCCCUGAGCUGCGGGCCACGUCCUGGGUGCGAGGCCCGGCCGUGAGCGGGGAGCUGCAGGGCCCGGCCGGGGCCCUGACCAACGUGUCCUGCGCCGCCGCCAACGCCCACGGGCAGAGCCAGGCCGAGCUGCCCCUCGUUCCUGCAGGUGAUGAUAAUUUCCUGCUCAUGGUCUCCAAUGGAGUCACUGGUGGCAUUUUGCUCCUCUUGGUGCUGGUGAUUGUGGUCUGCAAGGUUGCGAGAGCCAGGAAAAACACAGAGGAUGGUCCUUCAAGAUACAACAACGGAGGCAACGGGGAGCAGGAACCAUCCCCCAAUGGGAAGAAGUCCAGGAAGGUGAAGAAAGAGGAUCAGUCCAACCUGUACAAGGCCAAUGCAGGGGGAAAGCUUCCAGAGCUCACUGCUGAUGACUGUACGAACAUGGAACAAGUGGAAAACGAUGAGAAUUUUGCAGGAGGAGACGUAGUCUAUGAGAACAUCAACAGUUUACAGCCAUGUAUGCCAUCUGACCAGAUCUACUCCAAUGUCUCUCCCUAAAGCAGGAGCGGAAGAGCUGACA
Molecule: messenger RNA, 649 nt
Organism: Pelodiscus sinensis (Chinese soft-shelled turtle)
Lineage: Eukaryota; Metazoa; Chordata; Testudines; Trionychidae
Source: RefSeq, a predicted model, not a curated record